GAAUUUGUAACAAGCGUAAAGCGUUGUUUCGUUUUAAGAUUUUGUGGCGUGCCUGGAGGAUAUAAUUAAUAUUAUUGCCGAAGUACGGCAUUAAUCUUUUUUUUUGGUAUUUAGAGCCAUUGUAGAAAUGAGUGUCGACAUUUUACCACUUAAAUCCGAAUCUAAAAAUAAAGACAGGGAUGAAAAUGGGGCCGAACCUUCUCACCCGAUCACUAAAAAGGGAAUUUUGACUUCUUUUAAGACUGGCAAGCCAAUGACCAUUCCAGAAACGGACAUUUUGGGGAAAUGUCGAUUUGUAUCAGAGUUUGAAAAGUUAAAUAGAAUAGGAGAAGGCACAUAUGGAAUUGUUUAUAGGGCAAGAGACACCAUAUCAAAUCAGAUUGUUGCAUUAAAGAAGGUCAGAAUGGAUCAGGAAAGGGACGGUAUUCCCAUUAGCAGUUUGAGGGAAAUCCAGGUAUUAUUAAAUUGCAAACACGAAAACAUUGUCCACUUAAAGGAAGUGGUUGUGGGAAAAAGUUUAGAAAGUAUUUUUUUGGCAAUGGAAUAUUGCGAGCAAGACCUGGCUUCUCUGCUUGACAAUAUGCAAGCCCCAUUUUCCGAAUCACAAGUCAAGUGUAUUAUGUUGCAAGUAUUGCGAGGUUUGCGUUAUUUGCAUCAUAACUUUGUCGUGCACAGAGAUUUAAAAGUGUCAAAUUUACUUAUGACAGACAAAGGAUGCGUUAAAAUUGCCGAUUUCGGUUUAGCAAGAUGGUUUGGGCUGCCUUUAAAACCAAUGACCCCUCACGUGGUGACUUUGUGGUAUAGAGCGCCAGAGUUGUUACUACAAGCCCCCACACAAACUACCAGUGUAGAUAUGUGGGCGGCCGGAUGUAUUUUAGGGGAACUUUUGGGGCACAAACCUUUAUUACCUGGAAGGUCGGAGAUCCAGCAACUGGAACUGAUAGUGGAUUUAUUAGGCACUCCUUCCGACGCAAUAUGGCCGGGUUUCAGUGGUCUGCCGGCGUUGCAAAACUAUUCUCUUAAACAACAACCCUAUAACAACCUGAAGCAAAAAUUUCCUUGGUUAUCUGCGGCAGGCCUGAGGUUGCUGAACUUUUUGUUUAUGUACGAUCCUCGUAAAAGGGCCACAGCAGAAGAAUGUUUGCAAAGCAGUUAUUUUAAGGAACCUCCUCUACCUUGUGACCCCAAACUGAUGCCUACUUUUCCUCAACAUCGGAAUAUAAAAGGGGGCAGCAAAGCUGGCCCUUCAGAUAAUACAGGCGCCGGAGACCAGACCAAUAACUUACCGGCCAUCUCAGAUCUGUUGGGAUCCAUUGUAAAGAAGAGGCGCGUUGAAUAACUAGUAUUUUUGAAAUUGUAUUUUGUGUAAUAAUAAAUUUGUGUAACUAUCUUG
Cylas formicarius (sweet potato weevil) is the source of this 1393-nucleotide messenger RNA. It is a transcript of the gene Cdc10, whose product is annotated as cyclin-dependent kinase 10. The record is from RefSeq and is a predicted model, not a curated record. NCBI's taxonomy places the organism in Eukaryota, Metazoa, Arthropoda, Insecta, Coleoptera, Brentidae. Gene Ontology annotation, cellular component: nucleus. The transcript has 8 exons. Gene Ontology annotation, molecular function: ATP binding; cyclin-dependent protein serine/threonine kinase activity. Gene Ontology annotation, biological process: regulation of mitotic cell cycle; protein phosphorylation. Bases 128 to 1339 code for a protein of 403 amino acids.